Aspergillus mulundensis is the source of this 1647-nucleotide messenger RNA. Its product is annotated as amidase. The coding region runs from base 1 to 1647 and encodes 548 amino acids. The record is from RefSeq and is a predicted model, not a curated record. The transcript has 3 exons. NCBI's taxonomy places the organism in Eukaryota, Fungi, Ascomycota, Eurotiomycetes, Eurotiales, Aspergillaceae.
AUGCCCCAAUCCUGGCAAGACCUAGCCGCCGACAAGCGCGCCCGCCUCGCGCAGACCAUCCCGGACGAGUGGAAGAUCCGCACUCUCCCCACCGACGACAAUGUCCUUGAUUUCCCCCAGAAGAGCGGGAUCCUCACCGAAGCGGAGCUCCAGAUCACCGAGUCCUCUGCCGCAGAGCUCGUCUCGAGCCUCGCGAGCGGGCAGCUAACGUCCGUCGAGGUGACGACGGCGUUCUGCAAGCGCGCGGCGAUCGCGCAGCAGUUGACAAACUGCCUCCUCGAGUUCUUCCCGGACGCAGCCCUAACCCAGGCAAGGGAACUGGACGCAUACUACGCAAAACACAAGAAGCCCAUUGGUCCGCUGCACGGCCUGCCCAUCUCCCUGAAAGACCAGCUGCGCGUGAAAGGCUACGAGACGUCCAUGGGGUACGUCUCCUGGCUGAACCAGCACGACGAACACGACAGCGUCAUGACGGCGCUGCUGCGGCAAGCCGGCGCGGUCUUCUACGUCAAGACGUCCGUCCCGCAGACGCUGAUGGUCUGCGAGACGGUCAACAAUAUCGUCGGGCGGACUGUGAAUCCGCGGAACAGGAACUGGAGCUGUGGGGGGAGUUCCGGUGGGGAGGGCGCGAUUGUUGGGAUCCGCGGGGGGGUUAUUGGGGUGGGGACGGACAUUGGGGGGUCGAUUCGGGUGCCUGCGGCGUUUAACUUUUUGUAUGGGCUGAGGCCGUCGCAUGGGAGGUUGCCGUAUGCCAAGAUGAGGAAUAGUAUGGAGGGCCAGGAGACGGUGCAUAGUGUUGUUGGGCCGAUUGCGCAUAGUGUGCAGGACCUCCGCCUCUUCACAACCGCCGUCCUAUCCCAAGAGCCCUGGAAACACGACAGCAAGGUCAUCCCUCUCCCCUGGCGGCCCUCCGAGUCCGACGCAAUAACAUCCAAGAUCAAAAGCACGGGUCUAAACCUGGCAUACUACACCUUCGACGGCAACGUGCACCCGCACCCGCCCAUCACCCGCGGGAUCGAAACAACCGUCUCAGCCCUCCAGAAAGCCGGCCACGCCGUUACUCCCUGGACACCAUACAGACACGACUUCGGACACGCGCUUAUCUCAAACAUCUACGCAGCCGACGGCAGCGCCGACGUCACCCGCGACAUCAGCGCGUCCGGCGAGCCUGCGAUCCCCAAUAUAAAGGACCUGCUGAACCCAGAUAUGAAGGCGAUAACCAUGAACGAGCUGUGGGACACACACCUGCAGAAAUGGACCUACCAGAUGGAGUACCUGGCGAAAUGGCGGGAGUUCGAGGAGUCGUCCGGCCGCGAGCUCGACGCCAUCAUCGCGCCGAUCACGGCGACCGCUGCAGUGCGGCAUGAUCAGUUCCGGUACUACGGCUAUGCGUCUGUGAUCAACCUGCUGGAUUUCACGAGCGUCGUUGUCCCUGUGACGUUUGCGGAUCGGGCGGUUGAUAAGGUGGAUGCUGGGUUUGUGCCUGUUGGGCAGCUGGAUCAGCUGGUGCAGGACGAGUAUGAUCCCGAGGCGUACCAUGGGGCGCCGGUGGCGGUGCAGGUUAUUGGGAGACGGCUGAGUGAGGAGAGGACGCUGGCGAUUGCGGAGGAGGUCGGGAGGGUGUUGGGGAAUGUGGUGGCGUCUUAG